Messenger RNA from Calliphora vicina (urban bluebottle blowfly), 1069 nucleotides. RefSeq names its product probable palmitoyltransferase ZDHHC24. NCBI's taxonomy places the organism in Eukaryota, Metazoa, Arthropoda, Insecta, Diptera, Calliphoridae. The transcript has 2 exons. Gene Ontology annotation, molecular function: palmitoyltransferase activity. The record is from RefSeq and is a predicted model, not a curated record. The coding region runs from base 43 to 924 and encodes 293 amino acids.
AAUACCAAAAAAAAAAACAAAUAAAUAACUUGUUAAAAAGCAAUGACAAUACGCUACAAUAUCUUACCACGACGUUUAGUCGAUUGGUUGUGUUUUCUAUUGAUUAAUGUUUCAACAUUUAUUAUAUUCAUCUUUGAAUUGGUGGUCGUGAUACCGGCAUUACAUGAACCAGGUGGCUUUUGGUAUCUAUUUACAUUUAUACUUGCCACAUUUCUAAUUUUCCAGAUCAAAGGAAAUUAUAUGGGAUGUCUAAUAACUGCUACUAAUGUCGAUUACAAUACCCUUCGUCAACCUAGCGGGGAUAUAGAGAAAUUGGAGUCCUUAGGCUGGCAUGAAUGUAAAAAGUGUGACAAGUUGGCACCACCCCGCAGCUGGCAUUGUUCAGUAUGUAAGUCCUGCAUUUUAAAACGUGAUCAUCAUUGUUUUUUUACUGCUUGUUGUAUUGGCCAUAAUAAUGAACGUUACUUCAUUAUGUAUCUCGUAAACUUGUUCAUUGGUUCUGCUUAUGCUUUAAUCUACAACUCUAUAUACAUCUGGAUACUGAAUGGUCACAUCUAUUUCAAUCUCAUGUCCAUUUUACGCGCUUUCUUUCCAUUCGUUAUGUUGUAUAGUGGUGGCUUCAUUGAAAAUAUGUUCCUGAUAUUUUAUGGUCUCAAUAUAUUGGCACUCCUAUACAGUACCAUACUGUUGGCCUACCAUCUUCCAACUGUUUUGAAGGGUGGUGUUUCCCAUGAAAGAGAUAAUGACGAAUAUUUGUACAAUAAGGGAUCAUGGAAGCGCAACUUGGAGACUGUUCUUGGCAAACGUAUGCAUUUAGUAUGGCUGUCCCCGAUGAUUAAAAGUGAUCUACCAGAUGAUGGUAUUAACUGGAAAAUGACAGAGGAAAACAUGACUAAGAAAAAUACGAACAAGAAAACCAAAUAAAUAUAGCAUAGACGUAUUUUUAAAUUGAAAUUGUAUUUAUACUAUAAUUAAAUAUUUACUUAACUUAUAAUUGUAAUUUAAAUAAAUUUUUUAAAUUUUAAAUACUUUAUACUGAAAAUAUUCUAUACUAUCAAAUCCUAUAAUA